This is a messenger RNA of Ceutorhynchus assimilis (cabbage seed weevil), 4392 nucleotides long. NCBI's taxonomy places the organism in Eukaryota, Metazoa, Arthropoda, Insecta, Coleoptera, Curculionidae. The record is from the annotation of a GenBank genome assembly.
CUACUACGCUUCGAGAGCUGCUAACUUUUGCGUUUCAAACACAGAACACUGUGCUGCACCGUGCUUGAAGCACACAGCUGGAAAGCGGCUAAAGUUUAACGACUUCGUGUUGAGACGGCUUUAGACAGUUUAGACAGUUUCAAACACUGCCAUACCAAAGUUUAUUGUAUUUAUAAGUAAAUGCAAUUAGGUUCAAAAAUGAUGAAUGAUUUGAAUUUCAAGGUAAUAUGGAUUUUAUUUAUCAGCAAACAAUAAAAAGUAAAUUAAAUUGGUUUAAGAUAACGGGUUCAGUGUAAAGCUUAGUGAUUAAUGUGGCAAGUUCGGUCUGCGUGGAUAAAUGCUAAUAUUUUUCAGUCAUUGUUAAAUUAAACAUGUUAGUAACCUUAUCGCAAAAUGAGAAGAAAUUUGAAAAGUUUACUUAAAUUUUGUUUAUUGUCAGCAGUAACCGUGAUAAUUACAGUGCUAGUGUAUCGGAUGGUUGAUAAUAAUUUUGGUCUUGUAAAUUCCGUUGACAAUAAUAUUCUACCUCAUCCCAAAAGCUUAACAGAUAAUGAAAAAAUUGACUGGCAUGACUAUAAGGCUAUUGAAAAGGACUCUAAGCGAGUAGGUACAGGUGAACAAGGUGCUGCAGCUUAUCUCACAUCUCUAGAAAGAGCAAAUUAUGAGAAACUGUUCAGAGUGAAUGGAUUUAAUGCAGCACUUAGUGAUAAAAUCGCCCUUGACAGAGCCAUACCUGAUAUACGCCACAAGUCGUGUAAAACUAAAAAGUAUUUGAAAAAAUUGCCAUCAGUUAGUGUAAUUGUGCCAUUCCAUAAUGAACAUUGGACAACUUUACUCAGAACAGCUGUUAGUGUAAUCAACAGGUCCCCUGCAGAGCUUUUGAAAGAAAUUAUCCUAGUUGAUGACUUUAGUUCAAAAGAAUUCAGCAAAAAACCUCUAGAUGAUUACUUAGCAACUAAUUUGCCAAAAGUUCGAGCCAUACAUUUACCUGAAAGAAGCGGGUUGAUUAGAGCAAGAUUAGCAGGUGCAAAAGCAGCCACAGGAGAAGUUUUAAUAUUUCUUGAUUCACAUACUGAGUGCAAUGUCAACUGGUUGCCUCCUCUUUUAGAACCAAUAGCUCAAGACUACAAAGUCUGUGUUUGUCCUUUCAUUGAUGUAAUUGCCUUUGAAACAUUUGAAUAUAGAGCCCAAGAUGAAGGUGCUCGUGGUGCUUUUGACUGGGAGUUCUUUUACAAAAGACUCCCAUUGUUACCAGAGGACUUGAAACAUCCUGCUGAACCAUUCAAAAGUCCAGUUAUGGCAGGAGGUUUGUUUGCAAUUAGUAGUAAGUUUUUUUGGGAAUUGGGAGGAUAUGAUGAGGGUUUGGAUAUAUGGGGUGGAGAACAAUAUGAAUUAAGUUUUAAAAUUUGGCAAUGUGGAGGUGAAAUGUAUGAUGCCCCAUGCUCUAGAGUUGGACAUAUCUAUCGAAAAUAUGCUCCCUUUCCAAACCCAGGAAAAGGCGAUUUUGUUGGAAGGAAUUACAAAAGAGUUGCUGAAGUGUGGAUGGAUGAAUAUGCUCAAUAUUUAUAUAUGAGAAGGCCUCAUUAUAAAAUGUUGGAUCCUGGUGAUAUAACUAAGCAGAAAGCUCUCAGGGAGCGCUUACAUUGCAAACCAUUUAAAUGGUUUAUGACUGAAAUCGCAUUUGAUUUACCACUCAAGUAUCCUCCUAUUGAACCUGGAGAUUUUGGAUUUGGAGAAAUUAGAAACUUGGGGGUUCCUGAAAUAUGUGUAGAUGCUGGAUUCAAAGAACGGGACCAGGUGGUAGGAAUAGCAGAUUGUGCCAAAGGCACAGACAUCAAAGCGGAUCAAAAUUUCUCACUCACGUGGCACAAAGACAUUAGGGUUAAAGGUAAAACAUUGUGUUUCGAUGUAUCAGAUGCGAACGAUAAAGCCGAUAUUACUCUUUAUCCUUGUCAUGGACAAGAAGGCAAUCAGUACUGGCGGUACGAUAUUGAAAAACAAUGGUUCCUACACGGAGGUAAUCCUCGAUGCUUAGACUGUGAACCUGGUGCUAAAAAACUUUUUGUUACUACUUGCGAUGAAACUUCAAAAACACAAAAGUGGCGUUUUGAAAAUGUUAAUUUGACUAUGUUAGCUGAUUGGAAUAAUGUUGGUAAAUUGAUUACGUGAUUAGGAUUAUUAUUAAUAGAUACAUAUUUGAUUUUUUACAUUUCUAUAUCUAAGAAAAACAUACAUAGAUUCAUAAGCUACCUAGGUACCUAUUUAUUGCUGCUAGUUUCUUUCAAAAUUAAAUCGAUUUUUUUAAAAUUGGGAUUUUUGAACCGCACAUUGAAAUGUGUUUUUAUUUUUGUAAAACAGUUACCCUGAGUAUCAAAGGUAAGGUAUUAUUCUGUAAAGCAAUCAAUAAUAAGAGAAGUUUACAAUGCUAUUACCUACAUGGUAUGGUUUUCUUGCAGCUAAGGUACUAUAUACAUAUAAAAAAUGCAUUGUUUUUAAUAAGUAAAAUGAUAACAUGCUGUUCUCUAUUUAUUGUAACACAUCCCACAUGUUCUGAAACCAAAUUGAUGUAUGAUUUUAUGAAUGUACAAUACUAAGUAAAACAAUCCAAUUUAUUUGCCAUAAAAUUAUUUUUUUGAUGAUAGUUUUUUUAUAGUUUUUACUAAAGUGUUGUAUUCACGUAAAAAAUCGACGUCAAAAUGUUUUCACAUUUAUAAAUUUUCAGGUCCCUAGAUUACGAAAAUAAUAUUUUCUCAAUUCCAUCGGUAUGUUUAUGCCUGUUUGUUUGUCUGUCGGUCUGUUGGCGCUCUAGCUCCAUAAUGGCUUCACACAAACAACAAUUUUAGUACCUAUACACCUUGGACACCUAACAUUAAUGUAGGUGUUUUCGUUCGCAGAUAUGCAGGGUGUCCAAAAAACUAUGCGUCAAUUAUAAGACUGGUGGACUUUUGUCGAUUUUUUAUUUUUUUUCAAGAUAUCGGGUCCUUUGUGUUCAAAAAUAUAUUGUCCUAUAUUUUCAAAACUGGGUACUUAUUUUAGAAGAUUGGUUAAUUUGAAAGUUCUUCUGUUAGGUUGAUCUGUUCUACAAGAUUGGGACCUGAAAUUUUGAUAUUUAUCAAAAAAAAAGGGUGGGAUUAUUUGCUGGUUGAAGGGUUUUACUAUUUUUUUUUUGUAUUGUAGACUGAAAUGUAGGUAUUCCCUAACAAUUUCAAUGAAAUAAAUUAAAUUUCUAAUGUGGUUUUAGGCCUGUUCUCACAGAAAUCACAAACAGUAGAGCGAAUGUAAUUGGUUGAAAAUAGUCAGAAAACUGGUUGUAGGCGAUUUGCACCAAUCAAAAACGCUCCGACUGGUUUGUGAUUUCUUUGAGAUCGAGAACAGACCUAUUAUUUGCUAUUAGUAACAGUGAUAUAAAUGUACGUAAUUUAUGCGCCAUAUUUACAAAUUGUAAAUGUUCAGCUUUUCUAGGAUGUAGUUUUAAUUUUUUCCUCUUUUUUACAUUUAGCUAACUAGCCAGAGGUUUUAAAUGUUGCCUUUAGCAACGUUUUGUAAGGACCUUGCUCUCAUUUUAAUUUUAGCUUAGGCUGUCUUCUUUGUUAAACUGAAACUAUAAAUUAAUUUUUUGACAAUUUUACCUUAUUUCAUAAAUCAAUUUUCAAUUUCUGAUAAAUCUUUGUCUCUGAGAUGGUCUUACGAAAAAUCCGAAUAUUGACUGUUGAAAAUUCCAUUUAUAUUUUCGAUAAUCAGGAUUCUGCUUUAUUGAUUUCAAAAUUCCUGUGAACUCCAAAUACAAUGUGCACUAAAUAUGGAUAUAUGUGCUGCCUAUUUCAGAUGUAUGUUUUUCAAUGGUGCCAAAAAAUCACGCUAUAUAACUUACUUUACAAGUUUUGAGGUAUGGAACAGAACUAUGUUUUUAUUAGUUUAGAUGUCACAUUGUAUUUGGAAUUAGCAGGAAAAGAGAUCAGAAAAUAAUAUGAUGUUGCUCAAGGUAUUGUAUGUAACAAAAAGUAUUAAGUAUAUCAGCAUUAUUUUCGAUUUUUAAAUUUUUGUUUUUUUUUUUUACUUCAAAUAAUUUCAUCUGGUCUCAAAAUUGUCCUAUUUGUAAGAAAAGUUGCAUUCAAAUUCUAUUAUUUAUAAAUAAAACUCAAUCUGAGUGUCAAAAUGUCCAAAGUUGCACAGACAUUUUUAGGCUCUUCUAAAUGAAUGUUAUUUUUUUCAAAUUAAUUGUAGAACAAUUUUGUGAACAGAAAUGUACCUACUAAAUUAAUAUUUACUUUAGGAAUACAUAUUCAUAUUUUUGGACAACCUAGUUAAUUAUGUUUCCUAAUAGUUGGCUGUGACAUACAUAUACCUAUGUAAAUAUUGCUCAAUAAAUAUCAGAUGCAUUUGAGAUUUGUU